Messenger RNA from Aspergillus fijiensis CBS 313.89, 2032 nucleotides. Its product is annotated as putative MFS sugar transporter. Gene Ontology annotation, molecular function: carbohydrate:proton symporter activity. The transcript has 2 exons. The record is from RefSeq and is a predicted model, not a curated record. Bases 85 to 1638 code for a protein of 517 amino acids. Gene Ontology annotation, cellular component: membrane. NCBI's taxonomy places the organism in Eukaryota, Fungi, Ascomycota, Eurotiomycetes, Eurotiales, Aspergillaceae. Gene Ontology annotation, biological process: carbohydrate transport; transmembrane transport.
UGGCCGAUUGUUGUGAUUGUCACACGUAAUUCUUCUUCAGAUGCUCCCUCGCUGUUUCGGGUCCCAUCUAUACAACGUGCCAGCAUGUCGCCCUACUUUGGCCUGCGAGGCUCGCAAUUGGAACGUGCCGUCAUGUGGCUCGUUGUCUGUCCGGCAUUCGUGUGCUAUGGCUAUAACCAGGCCGUCACCGGCGGCUUGCUCACCCUCGAGUCGUUCGUCAAAACCUUUCCGCAGAUGAACACGCUCACCACGACGGGCGCGCAGCAGAACUAUAAUUCAACUAUCCAGGGCACGGUCGUCGCCCUCUAUACCGUCGGUGGUAUUUUCGGCUCACUGUCAUGCAUCUACCUGGGCGACCUCCUGGGUCGCCGGUGGGUCAUCUUCCUCGCAUCCGCCGUGUCCAUGAUCGGGGCUAUUCUCAUGGCGACUUCUUUUGGCUUGGCCCAGUUCAUCGUCGCUCGACUGGUGUUGGGACUGGGCACUGGCGGCUAUGUUGCCACGGUCCCGGUGUGGCAGGCUGAAAUCUCCCGACCCAGCAAACGAGGCGCCCACGUGGUAACGGAUGGUAUCUUCAUCGGCGCGGGGAUCACCAUCUCGCUGUGGAUCGACUUCGGCUUCUACUUCGUGACGGGGAGCUCGGUGUCCUGGCGGUUCCCGCUGGCUCUCCAGGUGGUGUUGUCGUUGAUGGUCAUGGCGUUUGUGAUGGUGAUGCCCGAGUCACCCCGGUGGCUGCUCAAGCGCGGCCGUCCCAAGGAAGCCAGCGAGAUCCUGGCCGCGCUAGCAGACGCCGACCCCGAGAAUGCCGCGAUCACGCUGGCCGUGCGCGAUAUCGAACGGUCGCUGGCGCUAACGGGUUCCGGCUCUUGGAAGGAUCUCCUAAGCAUGGGGGAACAGCGCCUGUUCCAUCGCGCGGCUCUGGCGGCUACAGGCCAGAUUUUCCAGCAAAUGUGUGGCAUCAACUUGAUUACUUUUUACGCUACAACCAUCUUCGAGCAAUAUCUAGGGCUAGACGCGCUACAGUCACGUGUUCUAGCCGCCGCCAUGUGCCUGACGCAGCCGCUAGGGGGUUUCCUGGCCUUCUUCACAAUCGACCGGCUGGGCCGUCGGGUGCUGAUGCUAUGGAGCGCAGCGGGGAUGUCGGUAUCAAUGGCGAUCCUGGCGGGCACGACAUCGCUGCCGGACAACACGGCGGCGCUGGUUGUAGCCGUGAUCUUCCUUUUUGUUUUCGAGUUCAUCUUUACCGUGGGCUACUCCGGCCUCACGUUCUUGUACGCGACGGAGGUGGCGCCGCUGCAGCUGCGGGCCGCUAUCAGCGCGGUGUCGACGGCGGCGGUGUGGACCUUCAAUUUCUUAUUAGCCGAGGUGACACCAGUGGGCUUCGACACCAUCUCGUGGCGGUACUACAUCAUCUUCGCCGUGCUGAAUGCGGCGAUCGUGCCGACGGUGUAUUUCUUCUUCCCGGAGACCAACGGGCGGUCGCUGGAAGAGAUAGACGAGAUCUUCAUGCAGUCGAAGAGUGUGCUGGACCCACCGCGCCUGGCGCGCACUUUGCCGCGCAUGCUGCACGUGGCGGAUGUGGUCGAUGAGACCGAGACGGAAUCCGGGGGGGAGAAUGGUAAUGGUAAAGGAAAGAUGUGACGAGGCGUUUCAACUGGAGGACCUUGUCGUACCUGUCUACGCGAGAUGUUCGUGAUGUAUCUACCUAUAGCCCGAGGACAGUGACUUGGCCAUGCAUAAUUGGUUCAAUAUACCGAACGACCCGAAAAGAGGCGUUCUUCGAUACGAACUCGAAGGAUGAACGAUAACUUUAACGAGAAUUGUCGCACCAAAGAGAAAGUGGAGCACGGGCGGAACAGACCCGCAACAACACCCUGAAGCCGAAGUCGCCAAUGAGAUGUCUACAAUCUAUCUCGUCCCUGUGAGCAUUGGCCCCCAGUGAUGAGCCGUGGUCUGAGGAGUACAGGAGUACGUCCAUUCACCCCAAGUUCGAUCUCUACUUGCAAGAACAAAAACAAAAAUAAAAACAAAAACA